GAAAGCCAAAACCAAAAUAACCUACUUAUAGACUACGUUUCCAAGUCCUUUCCUUAGUUCUCUUCUUUUAAGUCUUCUCCACAUUUCUAUCUCGCACACCAUAUCAUGUUCAACUCCACUUUUCCAUCACCACCACCACAAGGGCAAGCCAUUGCUGUUCAUGAUAAUGGUGGCGGCCGCGCCGCUCCCAACACUUACCCUAUCAUUGAUUAUAACUUGAUUCACCAAUAUUUUAGCUAUCAUCUUGACUUGGAUCAGCCACCAAAGAUCAUAAAUAGUACUAAUACUAUGUUUGAAGAAUAUUAUUCCAAUCAUUCUAGCUUCACUUCUACUACUACUAUUGAUACACCGUUUGUGUCAUCAUCUCAAAAAACUAGCAAUGGUAGUUCAUCGGCUGGAUCCUUUGAUGGUUUGCCGAUGGAUCGGCAUGAUGAUGAUUCCAGGCAGCUUGAUGAUGAAUGCAAGAAGGAUGAGAAGAAAGCGAAGGUUGAAGGACAAGUGAUUGCACUUCGAACACAAACAGAACUGGAGACCUUGGAUGAUGGGUUCAAAUGGAGGAAGUAUGGGAAGAAAAUGGUGAAGAGUAACCCUAAUCCUAGAUCAAGAAUGGACACCGUACACAGAAACCCUAAGAUACUUGUUAAGACUUCAAGCUUCAAAUAAGAAUUUUUGUGACGGAAAAAGUAUUUUACUAUACGAGUGUUACUGUACCAUCAUAGACGCAUACACUCUGUUUUUCCUUGCACAUGAGCCCGUUAUAUAUUUUGGGUUAUUGUUAAUUUAAUUUCCCCAUUGAUUCCUAGUUUUCUUUUCUGGGGGGACAAACACACAUUGAUACUUUAUUUAUUCAUUAUGAUACUCCCUACGUCCCAUAAUUAUUGUCCAGUUUAAGUUUUCAUUUUUAAUUCAAAUCGUAUUAAAAGUGAAAUCUCAAAGUGAACAAUAAUUUUGGGACAGAGGGAGUAUGUGUUAGUAAAAUGAACCAAAAUUUACCUCAUUAAGUUUCUUCUGAUCGAUGGGUUCAUCGUAUGUAAAACAGGCAUUACUAUAAAUGCUUAAUUGGAGGAUGCAAAGUGAAGAAAAGAGUAGAAAGAGAUGGAGAAGAUUCAAGCUAUUUGAUAACAACCUAUUUUGGGAAGCACAACCAUGAAAGCUCUUGUAUUGUUCACUGUGAUCGGUUGCCUUACGGCCUCAUGCUCCGGCCAUCUCAAUCUACCUAAAUUCACCCCAUAUGUGUAGUUCCUUGGCUUAAAAAUUAAAGAACAUGAGUACUCACGUUGUUGUUAACUAUGUGUAUCUUGAUAUGAACUUUUAUCGUCUAAAACAGUUUCGAGUUGAUUUUCAAAUUUUCAUUAUCGAUAAGUACAAUUAACC
Oldenlandia corymbosa var. corymbosa is the source of this 1374-nucleotide messenger RNA. The record is from the annotation of a GenBank genome assembly. Lineage: Eukaryota; Viridiplantae; Streptophyta; Magnoliopsida; Gentianales; Rubiaceae.